AUGACCAUGACCUUGAGACCACUUCUCAUUCUCACCACCAUCUUUACACUCAUCUCAACCCUCUCACUGCUCAAGGUUUCAGCAACCGCAUCACUCGUAUUCUACAACAAGUGUCCGCAUCCAGUCUGGCCCGGGAUCCAGCCCAGCGCCGGAAAACCCAUUCUGGCCCGUGGAGGUUUCAAGCUCGCCCCCAACCGGGCCUACACCCUCCAACUUCCAGCCCUCUGGUCCGGCCGCUUCUGGGGCCGUCACGGCUGUGCCUUUGACUCCUCCGGCCGCGGGCGCUGUGCCACCGGAGACUGCGGCGGCUCUCUCUUCUGCAAUGGCAUAGGUGGUACCCCACCCGCCACCCUGGCAGAGUUCACCCUCGGAAAUGAACAGGACUUCUACGACGUGAGCCUGGUGGAUGGGUACAACCUGCCCAUCUCCAUCACCCCCUUCAAGGGAUCCGGAAAAUGCAGCUAUGCCGGGUGCGUGAGUGACCUCAACAACAUGUGUCCGGUGGGCUUGCAAGUGCGGUCAAGUGACAACAAGCGCGUGGUGGCCUGCAAGAGCGCUUGCUCCGCAUUCAACUCUCCCAAAUACUGCUGCACAGGCUCCUAUGGAAGCCCACAGGCCUGCAAGCCCACCGCAUAUUCCAAGAUCUUCAAGACCGCCUGCCCCAAGGCCUAUUCCUACGCCUAUGAUGACCCCACCAGCAUAGCCACUUGCACUAAAGCUAACUAUUUGCUCACUUUCUGCCCUCAUCGCCACUGA
Messenger RNA from Sphenostylis stenocarpa, 756 nucleotides. The record is from the annotation of a GenBank genome assembly. Lineage: Eukaryota; Viridiplantae; Streptophyta; Magnoliopsida; Fabales; Fabaceae.